Messenger RNA from Pelobates cultripes (western spadefoot toad), 9503 nucleotides. Lineage: Eukaryota; Metazoa; Chordata; Amphibia; Anura; Pelobatidae. The record is from the annotation of a GenBank genome assembly.
ACAGAAUUCAGCAUUCCCUGGGAUAUCGAGUACGAGGGGUGCAAGGUACCGCACAUUUUACAUAUGACUGACUUCAGUCCUUGGCCCACGAGUGAUCCUAGGGAUGUUUGAAACAAAGCAGGAAUGUAUGAGGAGAUUAAAUUCCCAGUUAUGUCAUUGAAACUACGUAUCACUCUGUAUUAAGGCCCACUUAAUAUUUGUAGAUAAACUUUUUACAUGAAUUAAUAUUUUGAAAAAAAAAUGCUAUUAUUUUGAUAUAUUUUUAAUAUAUUGAUAUUUUUUAUACAUGAUCUUUUUCAAUAUUUUAAUACUUAGAAUAAAGAACUAUAAAAUGUUUAUCUAAAAAUAUAACAUUGAAUCUUAAAUGUCGUGUGUAGUUUUCUUGUUUUCUUGUAUUUAACGGAACAUUGCUAAACACAGGGUGGAGACAUUCCAGUUUACAAUAAUGUCUGUAAAAAUGAUUGAAAAUAUAAAAAAAGGAAUAUAUAAUGAUUUUUGUGAUUACCAUACAGUAGUAACAGAUAUAUUUUAUAAAAUAUAAUCAAACUAAUAAUAGAUUCACGCAGGUUAAAGGGAAUUACACCAGAAAAAGUCACUUACCUUUUGAGUGAAGAUUAUAUUUUAUUUUCCUGUCAUUCUCUGUGUUAUGGAGAUUAAGAUUAAGGUACAUAACAAUCAAAUAGGAGUCAUGACAAGAAUACACAUGCAAACGGGAUGCCGUUUUAGUAAAGGUUCUAAUAGGAACUACUGUGGGAAUUGGCUUCAUUUUUUAAAAAUAAAAGGAACGUCAGGCUAUUACAAUAUAUAUAAGAGGAUGACAUUCUCCAAAAUUGUUAAUCUAACAGGGAUGGCUAAACACGGGUAGUGUAGGUCAUACAACAGGCAUAGAGUGUCAAGGAAUGCAUGUCUUAAAAAAAUACCUCUGGGAUAUAAAGGAGAGAAAUGAAAUAUAGGUUGAAUGCCACAGGCUGAGCUAUUACAGAAAGCAAAAUAAGCGUUGUCGCUGCUGGGUUCUUAGCCUGGGAUAAACAAAGCAGAACGUCCAGCACUAUAACCAGGAUGGUAGCUGUAAUUGAAGAGAUCCUUCUGUGCUACGUAGGUAUGUUUCCCCAGCGGGAAUGUGGAUAUUGAAAGGGGUGGUUGCGGAGCAUCGGCUGCAUUGCAUUUCAGAGCGGACUGCAUGUCAGGAGAUCGUCCGCCUCUCUCAGCCACCAGGUAGCCUUCCACGCUAAGCCGCACAGUCAAUCUGCGGUAUUACUCAUAAGAAUCGUACGGAAGUUGUAUCCAAAGGCUCCCACUUGAUUCAUCAGUAAUCUACCAACAUGCAAGGCUGUAAAUAUCAUGAGUUUAGGCAGUAAAAUCCGAACAUAAGCUCAGCUAUGUCAGACUCUCAAAUAAUAAGUCCUGCCAUCUUGGCUGCCAGGGCUGGUCCACAAGAUUAUAAAUCUGAAUUUUAGAAAAACAUGAAAAAAGAUGUUACAUUGCACAGAGGGGCUGGGUGGAGACAAACAGACACAGACGGGCUAGGGGAGGGUCAAAGGAGACAGAUGGGGAAAGGGGGAAAACAGAGACACUGAGGGGUUGGGGAUAGGGCAGAAGAGACAGAAAGGGGCUUUGGCUACACAAAGAGAUACAGAGAGGCUGGGGAAUGGGAAAAGGAGACAGACAGAGGGAAACAAAGGCAUAGAAGGAUUGGGGAAGGGGUGAAAAAAACAGACAAGGUACUAAGGAAGGGGCAAAAGAGACAGACAGGUUCUGUGGGGGAGAAAAAGAUAAGUUCCUGGGGGGAAGUGACACACUGGGACAGGUAUAAUGAUACACACUUAAGUUCAAAAGAGAUAAAGAUGGUGCUGGAAUCUGUAUGUGCAGCAUUUCAUUAAGAAAACACAGUAUGAAACGCUGCAAAGAGAGAUUUUAUUUUGCUAACAGAGGUGUAACUCCAUCCCCAGCAGCAUCUUCAGCCAGCCUGGAACAAGAGUUUGGGACUGGCUAAUGUCAAUUCUGUGCAUAUUCUAUGCACAGAGGGUCAUUCAUUGGCUGAGAGUGGUCAUCUGAUGCUCUCAGCCAAUUAGUGGAUGGAAGGAUCAGCAUCCGGCUUCUGCAGCUCUGGAAAGGCCGGAUGUUGUCACCGGCCAUUACCAGAGGCUCAGCACCCAGCAGGGUCACAGGUCACAUUGUAAAACGGUUUGCCCCGUUAUCUGGGGAUGGUGCCAGGACACUCCUCACAAUAUAAACAUUACAGCAGGCUGCAGCGGCUGUGUAACAUGGAGUAAUUCUUUCAUGUUGAUCUAGUGUGUAAAGAUCUCCAUAAUAUAAAGGUUUAGUGCAUGCUGAUACAUAGGGAGGGCUUUAGAAAUGAAUAUUGUACAGGUGGAUAUUGUGUCUUUAAAAAUGGUAAUGUGCAGUUCUACACGUACUCCACAUUGCUCACAGAUACAACAUUCAUUCACAAUCGGUAUGUGAAUCAAAGCAAUAAAUAAACAAAAAAACAACAAUCUCACUGUAACGGAUCACCUGGCACCCUGACUGGGUACCUCCGUUGAAGGAUUCUCCUAGCGCUUCCUGAGGACUCCAAGCACUGCAGCAGACACCACAACCACUGAACCGGAGAAGCAUACGAAUGCUCUCAAGCAUUUGAAUGCUGUAAGCAGCUGAAUAGGAAAAGCAUACAAUCAGCUUACACUCCUGGCAAUCAGCAUACAAUCCAAUUCCCCCAAUAACGAGACGACACUUCGUUUUGAGGUCAAGCAGAACUGACUGGACUGGCACAUACAGCCUCUUUUAUUCACAAUCCACAAACAUUAUUACAAGCAGAGAAAUACAGUUUUUACAAAAUAUUAAUAACUUCUAAAAUAUACAUGCCAUUCACAUAAAACAUACAUUUUCAGAAUCCGCAUGCUUGAAAUAUACACAUACUCAAAAAUCAGGGCAAUCGGUUCAGGGGUUAAAAAGUUAAGGGAAAGUCCUAUUUGACAAAAUGAAGCAUGGUUUUUCUGCCCAAAACCAGAUCCACAGAGUCUUCUAUCAUGGAGAUAAUUGGGAAGUAAUCCAAUUAUCUCCAAGGACAGAGGAAAAACUCCAUUAGCCACAUGGUAGCAAAAUACAAUAAAAUAUAUAACUGUGCAUCUAUUGCAUAAAACAGGUACAUGCAACAUAUCCCCAGAUAGCUUAGAUCUGAGCACACAUUAAUACUGAAUGGCACUCAGAUCACAUACAUACAGUUCAAUUGCCAUGGAGCCAAAGUUAUACGAAUGAGCUCAAUGGCAUAGCUAUCUGGGGCAACACUGCUCACAUAGGGAAAGUACCGAAUGACCAGGCUUUUGGGUCUUUGCAGGGGAAAGUCCAGCAUUUCAACAUGGGGCCAUAGUCACAGGGCAGGAGGCUGGCAAUCAGUCUUCUCCAAUGCCCAGUGGCGAGACUGGUUCCGCCACACUCACAAUAACCCAAACAGAAUAAAACCAGCAUUAACUGGAAGAACUGUGUUUACCGUCUGCAUGUCAGAUACCGGUUUCACCAGUUCUGUUUAGAUUUACUCUGUCACUUCUUAAAACCUACUUUACACAACAAAGCAGUUAAUGUGCGACAGCAAUUCCUUGUCGCAUAAUAAGUAGAAAAAGGGGAAAAAAUAUAUGGUUUCCACCAAACUGGGAUUGCUGAGAAUUGACUGCAGGAAUGAGGAUUUUGCACAAAACUGAAACAUUCCACUACUAAAGUUAUCAGUUAUCGUGUUCAGAUAAUUUGGCCAAAAAAAUGGAAAUUCUCUUCAAUUCUUUACUAUUUACUUUUUUGUUAAUAAACUCCACAAACUAGACUUUUGGAAACUGAAGGGUAAAUUUAUACACAAGUGAUUGAGAUAAUAAAUAAAGGUUAUAGAUGGUAAAGAAGAUUAUAAAUAACACGUGCUUAUUAUAAGUAUUUAAUAACGUAAACCAAUGAAUACAGAUAACUCUAGUGACCUUGUCAUUAACAUGAUUGUCCAUGGAGAUUCAAGAAAACCAAUGUUAUGCAAACAAUGGAAUUUCCAAUUAUAUAACAAUAGCUGUCUUUAAAAAGGUUGAUUAUUUAAUUUUUCCCUCAUUACACAUGAGAGUAGACAUCACCCAAUAUUUAGCAUCUUUUCAUUAUUAUUAAUUGUCUUAUAACAAGAUGUUAAGCUCCUAAGCGGGCUGGAACAGUCUGAUAAUGUCAAUAAAAUAAACUAAAUCAAAAACAAAGAUUUUUUUUUAAAGGUUUGGUUGUUUAAUUUUAAUUUGUUUAAAAAGCAUGGUAUGCAAUGUCACUAAUUGGUACGAAUCAUUAUAAAAAAUGGAUUGAUGAUGGAAAGAGAAAUCCAAUUCAAGCAAUAGUUUCUCCUUUUUAAUUCAAUUUGGACAUUGCUUUAGAUUACGGCUUUUUAUAUCAGCAGUAACGAAAUGUCAAACCCUGAUCCUGAGAUAAAAUACUAACUUUUUGUAAGUUACUGUAUUGAUAUAAUUAUCAUCGCAAAUUAUUUAGCUAGAAAAUGGUCCAUUUAGCUUAACAGCAGUUUUAACGUACAUCCUGCUAUCAGUUUUAUUUUAACUGUAAAAUCCCACAAACUGGCUGCAUUGUACAUUCUGAUUGAAGACACGUCUUUGUAACUGGUACCAUUUUCUACAAAAACCUAAUAUAGCAUUAUAUGCACUGGUUGUAUUGGAGUAUUGGUUGUAUCUGAUAAUGACAUUUUCCAAUGGCAUUUAGCUUUGAACAUCUGAUACAAAGUUUAGUAAAUUAGUUUGUGUUAAUUAUAGAGGGGUGGGUUUAGAAGCACCUGUGUGUUAAUGACACAAUUCUGUGACCUUUAAAUAUUCUGAAGUAACCUGAAAGACGUGUAACUCCAGAAAAACUCCCAAACUCCCAUCGCCUCAUCUAUCCCACCCAUUGUGAGGAGCAGUCCUAUAAGCAGUAUUUAUCAAUCUCUCCUCGGUUCAGAGACACAGGAUUUAUUAAGGAAUAGCAGGAGAGAUCCGCUAACAUUCGCUCGCUGUUACACAGGUAUUCGGUCAGUGUUUAUAGUUUGUUUAUUUUUGUUCUGUUCGCAUCAUAUUCGAAUUAACGAUUAUAAGGUUACCUGCAGACUGUCGGAUUUAAUGGAAGGGUAAUCGCCAUAUUCCCAUUGAGGUAGGUAUAGAUAUAACCUAAACACAGCACUUGUGAAAUCAUCAGCAAAUGGCUGGAUUCGAAGAUGUAGUUACCUGAUGACGACACGAGGAGGAAGGUAAGUGUAUCUCCUUCCUCCCCAAUGACGAUAUUGUGUAAGUGGAUUUGUAUCUGUCAGGAGGGGCGCUAGUCUAAGUGACAGAUCGCUUUAAGAUAUGAAAUAUUCGAAAACCUUUAUUGAUAUCCAUAAUAACGUGUUACAUUUAUUAUAAAGUAUUUCAUCAUUCAUUGCAUUGGAGAAAAUGGUACCAGUUACACAGACGUGUCUUCAAUCAGAAUGUACAAUGCCGGCCAGUUUGUGGGAUUUUACAGUUAAAAUAAAACUGAUAGCAGGAUGUACGUUAAAACUGCUGUUAAGCUAAAUGGACCAUUUUCUAGCUAAAUAAUUUGCGAUGAUAAUUAUAUCAAUACAGUAACUUACAAAAAGUUAGUAUUUUAUCUCAGGAUCAGGGUUUGACUUUUCGUUACUGCUGAUAUAAAAAGCCGUAAUCUAAAGCAAUGUCCAAAUUGAAUUAAAAAGGAGAAACGUUUGCUUCAAUUGGAUUUCUCUUUCCAUCAUCAAUCCAUUUUUUAUAAUGAUUCGUACCAAUUAAAGUGACAUUGCAUACCAUGCUUUUUAAACAAAUUAAAAUUAAACAACCAAACCUUUAAAAAAAAUCUUUGUUUUUGAUUAUUUUUUUUAUUAUUUUUUACAUUAUCAGACUGUUCCAGCCCGCUUAGGAGCUUAACAUCGUGUUAUAAGACAAUUAAUAAUAAAGUAUAUCAGAGAUUUCGUUAUUUUACGGCAAAGUUUCUGCUGAACGCGGCAUAUUUGCGUUAAUAGUGGCGCAGCCAGCCGCAGGUUGAAUAAUCCUGUAUAUGAUGAGAUAAGGCCUCUCACGGGGGGUUUUAAAUUGUGUUUUGGAAAUGGCUUAUUCCUUCUGAUUAUCGUUUUGGUCGAUAUCAGUUAAUACGAGGGCAUUUGCCUCUAUAUCGUUUUUUAAUACUUUAUUGCUGGUAAUUAUUAGAUAACACUGUAAGGCAAUCCGUUAUCCAACACACUAGGCUAUCUAUGUUUACUAAUACAAUUUGCAAAUGUUCUGAUUUUUUUUAGAUUGACAUGAAUGUUUCCUGGGUCCAGAUUCCUGUGUGUUCCUGUACGUACUGCAGUGACAAUGGAUCUAAUUUGUAUGGUUUUCCUUCUUGUUCUGGGUGAGUGGCUGAAUCUAAUUCCAUGCAUCUUACUGAUCGUUUGUUCUUAACCUCUCAUAAAGACUGAUCCUCAUAGAACCCACCCCCCGAAUUCCGCCGUUCUGUUCCAGUGGGGAUUAUGGCAGAACUUGGACUGUUGGUGCUACUUCAAGAAUGCGUCAAGAGAUUCACUUUCCUACUGAGGAUUAAGGUUACACUCUAACAUAGAAAUACAAAACCUUUUUAGUUCUACCGUUAAAGUGUUUUCCUAUCUGCAGAGAUUCAGGUCUGAUUAUCUCAGCUAAUCCAACACUUGCUGAUAGUGAAGCAUUUGGAAGAUUGGGUGCAUGUACGGUAAUCACUGCACAAAUCAGCAUCUACUCAUAGAUAUGUAUUGACUCAAUACCAUACUAUUACUUUGCUACUACCUCACUGUUACCCAAUACAUCACUGUUACCAUGUUAAUACCUCACUAUUACCUAAAAUCUCAGUGUUAACCUUGCUGGUACCUCACUAUUACCUAUUACCUAAUACCUCACUAUUACCAUGUUAAUACCUCACUAUUACCAUGUUAAUACCUCACUAUUACCUAAAAUCUCAGUGUUAACCUUGCUGGUACCUCACUAUUACCUAUUACCUAAUACCUCACUAUUACCAUGUUAAUACCUCACUAUUACCAUGUUAAUACCUCACUAUUACCUAAAAUCUCAGUGUUAACCUUGCUGGUACCUCACUAUUACCUAUUACCUAAUACCUCACUAUUACCAUGUUAAUACCUCACUAUUACCAUGUUAAUACCUCACUAUUACCUAAAAUCUCAGUGUUAACCUUGCUGGUACCUCACUAUUACCUAUUACCUAAUACCUCACUAUUACCAUGUUAAUACCUCACUAUUACCUAAAACCUCAGUGUUAACCUAGCUGGUACCUCACUAUUACCUUGCUAAUACCUCACUAUUACAGUAAGGUAUUUGCCCCCCUACAGUCUGUAAUGAAUGCUGCUGCCAGACUGAUUUUCCUCUCUAGUCGGUCCUCUCACACCUCUCCCCUCUGUCAGGCCUUACAUUGGCUUCCUGUAUCCUAUAGGAGUGAAUUCAAAAUGCUAACCCAUACCUAUAAAGCAUUAACCAAUUCUAGCCCCUCUUAUAUCUCCUCACUGAUCCAGAGGUAUGCCACCUUCUCCUGUCCGCUGCUCGCACCCAUACAGCCAACUCAUACUUGCAGGACUUCUUGCGGGCGGCUCCCUUCCUAUGGAAUAGCCUGCCUACCCCAUCAGACUCUCCCCUAGUCUUCAAUCAUUUAAAAUGUGCCUUAAAACCCAUCUCUUUAGGAAAGCUUAUGGCCUCCCAGAGUAACCGCUACCUCACAUACCUGUCUCUUGCUGUCUCCUAAAGGGCAGCACUCUACUCUCUCCUUCAGCUCUGCUUCACUCUCACCUUAUAUUGAUAUUUCCUGUCCUAAUGUGUUUUAUACCCCACCUCCUAUAGACUGUAAGCUCGUUUGAGCAGGGUCCUCAGGGUCCAACCUAUUGUUCCUGUAAGUUUUCUUGUAAUUGUCCUAUUUAUAGUUAAAUCCCCCUCUUAUAAUAUUGUAAAGCGCUACAGAAUCUGUUGGAACUAUAUAGAUGGCAAUAUUAAUAAUAAUAUUACCUAAUACCUCACUGUAACGGAUCGACGGGCACCCCGACUGGGUACCUCCAUUGAAGGAUGCUCCUAGCGCUUCCUGAGGGCUCCAAGCACUCCAGCCGACACGGUGGACUCCUUCAGAGAGCAGGACAGGAACAAGCUCUUACAAGAGCUUAGUAGUGAUUUAGCAAGGGAGUAUGACAAGCAUAGCAACCCCUUGUAGCAGAUUCCCCCAAUAAGAGACAGCACUCUAAAUUGAGGGUGAAGUAGAACUGACUGUACUGGCACGUACAGCCUCUUUUAUUCACAUUCUACACACAUAGUACUGCCUACAGGGUUUUGAAGAACAACCAAUCAACACAUACAAUACACUCAAACAUUCCCACACAAAAUCCUCCCCUCUGCCUGUGAUAUAAUUACUGAACACAAUGGUCUAAUGUAAUUAUCACAGGCAGGAAAAUACACAGUUUUACACAAUAUUCAUAACUCUAAAAGUAUACAUCACAUUCACAUAAAACGUACAUUUUCAGAAUCAGCAUACUCCAAAUACAAACAUACGUCAAAAUCAUACAAAUUGGUCCAGUGGGUCAAAAGUUAGUUGGAAAUCCCUUUGUGACUGCCUGCAAGCAUGGCUUGGGUGUAGUAAGCCAAUUACCUCCAGCAUACAGAAAAUGGCUCUAUUCACAACAACAGUAAAAACACAUAAAAAUACACAAUUCCUAUUAUACUUCACAGAACCCCCGCAUUCAACCUAUCCCCAGAUAGCUUGGAUCUGAGCGCUCACUAUAUCCGAACAGCGCUCAGAUACCAACAGACACAGUCAAAUCGCCAUGGGGUUAAACCAUAGCAACAAGUUCCAACUGGUCUGGCAGUGUCCCUGGGACAACGCCCUGCUGGAGAACAAUAGACAGGAAACGGUGGAGGGGCACACCUCAUGAAUUCAAAGGGACAGAAAAAGUGUUUCAAAAUCCAAUAAGCACAAAUAAUGUCUUUAAAGGGCAAUACAUCCCAGGGGCCAUAGUCACAUGGCAGGAGGAUGGCAAUCAGUCUUCUCCAAUGCCCAGUGGCAAGGUCGGUUUUGCCACACUCACUGUUACCUAAUACCUCAGGGUUACCUUGCUGGUACCUCACGGUUACCUUGGUAACAUCUCACUGGGUCUUUCAGAAAUACUGGAGACUGAUAAUGUGGUUCACACACAGAAUGAAAUGCCCCUAGUGGUGAGAACAACAGUAACCUUCUGUGUGUGUCACUGAGCGAGCAAUGAGUUUACAGCUGAAAUUAUUGUUUUUAUUUGCAAAGAGUGCAAUGGGUGGGACGGAGCAGCUAAUUUCAACUGAAUCUAUUCGUGCAGCGCCCAUUGGAGGACUGGCUAAAUUUAUCAUAAAAUCUUAAAAAGUAGUAUUUACGUAGUAUUUUUUCAUUAAAGUAGAGUAGAAACAACUUAAAAAUCUUAUCUUUUCCUAUUUUCAUUUUAUUUGUAGCUGGCCCCAGCAUACGACAAACGGCAUCAACAAGCACAUCCUCAGGUAA